AUACCCCCUCCCCGACCCUAUUGGGGAGCGCCACGAAUUGACCAAGUGAAGCUACAACUUUGCGACAUAAAUUGCGGGGUCCCGAGCCAUGUCGCUGACCAACACAAAGACGGGGUUUUCGGUCAAGGACAUCUUGGACUUGCCGGACACCAACGAUGAGGAGGGCUCGGUGGCCGAAGGGCCGGAGGAGGAGGGCGAGGGGCCGGAGCCUGCCAGGAGGGCCGGGCCGUUGGGGCAGGGCGCCCUGGACAAGGUGCAGAGCCUGCCCCUGAAGAACCCCUUCUGCGACAGCAGCGACAACCCGUAUACGCGCUGGCUGGCCAGCGCCGAGGGCCUCCAGUACUCCCUGCACGGGCUGGCGGCCGGCGCAGCGCCCCAGGACUCGAGCUCCAAGUCCCCGGAGCCCUCGGCCGACGAGUCACCGGACAAUGACAAGGAGACCCCGGGCGGCGGGGGGGACGCGGGCAAAAAGCGGAAGCGGCGGGUGCUCUUCUCCAAGGCGCAGACCUACGAGCUGGAGCGGCGCUUCCGGCAGCAGCGGUACCUGUCCGCGCCCGAGCGCGAGCACCUGGCCAGCCUCAUCCGCCUCACGCCCACGCAGGUCAAGAUCUGGUUCCAGAACCACCGCUACAAGAUGAAGCGCGCCCGGGCCGAGAAAGGUAUGGAGGUGACGCCCCUGCCCUCGCCGCGCCGGGUGGCCGUGCCCGUUUUGGUCAGGGACGGCAAACCGUGCCACGCGCUCAAAGCCCAGGACCUGGCAGCCGCCACCUUCCAGGCAGGCAUCCCCUUUUCGGCCUACAGCGCGCAGUCUCUGCAGCACAUGCAGUACAACGCCCAGUACAGCUCGGCCAGCACCCCCCAGUAUCCGACAGCACACCCCUUGGUCCAGGCCCAGCAGUGGACUUGGUGAGCGCCGCCGCUCGGAGACUCGCGGCCCUAGGCCAGGCCCCACCCCGGCUGCGGCGGCGGCGGCGCGGACUCGGCCCUUAGGGUGGUUAUUAUGGUUAUGAUUAUUAUCGAGUCCAGUUGACUCUCGGCUCCGUUGUGCUGGCGCCGGGAGGCUGCCUGUGCCUCCUUGGAGUGACAGAGUCCAUCCACCCAGUUCUGCCCCAUCCCUCUCUCCUUUUGAACCUUCGGAGAGGGCUGAACUAUAAGCCGUGUUUACAGAAUGUUUGCGCAGCUUCGCUUCUUUGCCUCUCCCCACGGGGACCAAACGUUCCGGCGUUAAUAUCUUCACUUGAGAAGAGAAAAAGACCAACACCCGCCCUCCGCCCCCUGCUUUUGUGAAUUUUGUAAAAUAUAGAUUUGUGUGAGUAGCGAUAUUGUCAGCCGUCGUCGUCUUAAGCAAGUGGAGAACACUUUAAAAUAUAGAUCUGUCUCCUUGUUUUAAAUAAGAAAAUGCUAAAUAUUUAUGGCCAUGUAAACAUUCUGACAACUGGUGGCAGAUUUCGCUUUUCGUUGUAAAUAUCGAUGGUGAUUGUUGCCAAAAUGACGUUCAGGGCGGGCCUGUUCCCCCUCGGAGCCUAACUCCUUUCUUUGUGGUUUGUUUUGGUUUGCUUAUGUUUGGUUUCCCCUGUUUCCUUUUUUUCUUUUCUUAUUUUGUUCAGUGCAAACAUUUCUUAAAUAUGAAAAAGGAAAAUGUGUAGGCCAGAAGCCCUCUGCCCCAUCCUCCGGGUCCUGAGCCCCGGAACUUGGAGCUCAGCGGUUCCGUGCGGUUCCCCAAGAGCGCCGGGCGCUGAAAGCUUUCCAUUUUUUAAUUAAGAAUUUUAAUAAAAAUCCUGUGUUUAAAAAA
Messenger RNA from Ceratotherium simum simum (southern white rhinoceros), 1792 nucleotides. It is a transcript of the gene NKX2-2, whose product is annotated as NK2 homeobox 2. Gene Ontology annotation, cellular component: nucleus. Gene Ontology annotation, biological process: regulation of transcription by RNA polymerase II; cell differentiation. The record is from RefSeq and is a predicted model, not a curated record. Gene Ontology annotation, molecular function: RNA polymerase II cis-regulatory region sequence-specific DNA binding; DNA-binding transcription factor activity, RNA polymerase II-specific. Lineage: Eukaryota; Metazoa; Chordata; Mammalia; Perissodactyla; Rhinocerotidae.